This is a messenger RNA of Thamnophis elegans (Western terrestrial garter snake), 6334 nucleotides long. RefSeq names its product abhydrolase domain containing 11 (gene ABHD11). Gene Ontology annotation, cellular component: mitochondrion. The record is from RefSeq and is a predicted model, not a curated record. Gene Ontology annotation, molecular function: catalytic activity. NCBI's taxonomy places the organism in Eukaryota, Metazoa, Chordata, Lepidosauria, Squamata, Natricidae. The coding region runs from base 4509 to 5438 and encodes 309 amino acids. The transcript is spliced from 8 exons.
GUCAAGAGACCAUUGGGGGCUUGACGGAAGCCAAGUUUUUGUUUAAAAAUAUGAGCUCAACUCUGAACGUGGCCAACAGCAACGGUCGUGAACAUUCUGGAAUGGGGAGAAAAAUCAGUGUACGGUCUGCACAAACUGCUAGAAAUUGAUUUUCGUAACAUUAGUCUGUACCAGACUGAAAGUACUCCACAAGAGACUGAUGAAUAAGACUAUCUACGGAAUAGAAUCACUGAAGUGAUUUCAGGUGGUAAUGUGGAGCUGCCCCAAUAUAUCUAGGAUUAAAGAAGAACAGCAACGGGCUUCCAACUACAAGUUUACUAAUUUCUCAAAAGGUCUAUGACAUGAUCAGAAGCGCAGUUCAACUCAAGGAUAACUUUACCUUGGAUGUCCUUCUUUCAUAAUAAUGUAUGCAUUAACAGUUGAAUUUUCUCACAAGGUAAUUUUCCAUGAAAUGUUUUUGAUAGUGUGGUUUCAAAAGCACCACAAACUAGAUGGCUAAUUUUGGGAGUUCACUUUCUGCUUAGAUGUAGCACAUAGAACGUGCUCUAAGACUUUCAAGUUUUUCCCCCCAACCUAAUGCUUUCCAGAUACAUUCAGAUUACAACCUACAAAAUUCCUAGUACUGUACACUCUUGCCCAAUUUAUUGCUUUUUAGGGGGGUGAAAAAUGCUGGUUAUCAAGAGCCAAUAAAUGGGAGGAUCAGCUAUCAGUUGAGCCAGGAGGAACCUGUUCUGGGGCACGUAACUCUGUUCAGUUGCUAAUUGCACUUAAGAAAGGAUAGGUGGCAACCAGUUAGAAGUGGUGGAGUCUGUCCUCACCAGGACAACUGACUGUUCUAUACAGCUCACUUCAGCACAAAGAAUACGUUUGUGAUUGCCACACUCGGUUGGAGCACAUGACCGAUACCAGGACAGAUGGAAGAUACUUGGCCUCAAGCCAACUUGCCGCCUGGCUGUAGUUUAACUCUUCACCAGUCUUCAAAGGCAGCAGUUCUAAUAAGGAACAAUGGUGUGUGAGGACUGGGAAGGAACACAGGUCUCUGGAUCUCUUGGAUGAGGAAGGUCUUCCAUGUUUUCGUCACUAUCUUCUGUUGAAGUUUGUGACAGGAUCUUCAUCAUACCAAAGAGCAAAGAGCUAUUUUCCAGGUUGUGGGUGGCUUUUCUUUUUUGACCUGUGAAUCAGAUAGCAACUAAACAAGAACAGAAUGAGUCUGAAGAUUAAUGAUCAGUAGUUCUGCAGUCAUGUAUAGUAGUUGUUGGAGUUCCAGAUAUUUAUUAUUACUUAUUAUUUGUUAAUGUCACAGUCCUGUGGUAAAAAAUAAAAUGGGUAUAUGAAUUGGGGAAAACAUGUAUGCUAUUAUGGAAUCUCUUGGUUGCACAGAAUAGAUGUGGUUUCAGAAGUCACAUUCACAUGUUCAGAGGCAACUCUAUUAUCACUAUUAUCUAAUUAAGUUCACACCACACACAAAAAUCAGAUUAACAAACUGUAAGUGCUGCAUUCACAUGGCACAUGAGGCAAACCACUUAAGGUUCAACAGGAUUGCUUGGCUAACAUAACAUGCUAAGGCAGUGGCUGAAUGUCCACAAAACACUGACCUGUAAAUUAUCUAAUUUAAUUUUAACCUACUUUAGCAGGUUGUAUGAACCAGGCAGGUUCUGUAAGCUUUCCACAGAAAAAUGAUUUAGGGAGGAAAUUUUAAAGCUUUGCUGUGGAAGGAGCUGAUAAGUUACAGAGAGACUAAAAAAAUAUUACACACUCUUAUCAAUCAGCUUCCACAGCACCACAAUAUAAAUUGGGCCAGUAAAAUGUGUGAAAAUAUAAUGUACAGCAAAACAGCUGAUUUAUGAAAAUGAGCAAAUAAUAAUUCUAUAGGACAGGAGAAGAAAUGUGUGUUUAUUCUUUCUCAUAUUUUCAGACUCCAAAGACUGCAGAAGGCAUUCCAUUAUACAUAUAAAUAAAAGGAGGUAUUAAACUCAAUAGAAGCUUAGUUCAAUCUGUACCAUUGAAUUCUGAUGGUUGAUUGCUGCAAUCAUGGGAGGUCAUAAAGCCAAAAAAAGCAAGGUGCCUACAUGUAAUGUAUGAGUUUCAGACUACUGAGGGAGGUAACUCCAUACCUGGAUUAGACAGAGAUCUAACCAUUUUAAUGCAGUCCUUACAAUGUUUAUAAGUCAGCCAAAUCCUUCCAAUAAACUUGCAAAUAAUAAUGACCAUUCCAAAUACUGUGCAUUCUCACUGCACAAGUAGUUCCAUUCCAAGUAAGGUACUGAUGGACAAAUCCCUAUGUUUUUACAGUUUUUGAAGCAGUUUUCCACUUUUCUUGUUCUAAGAUUGAUUUCCCAGUCUAGUCUACACUUUUAAGAUUUUCUGGUGGUCUCAAAUUCUUAUACUAAUCAAAUCCCAUCUUGCUUAGCUCAGGCAAUAAUUGGAUGUGUGCUGCCACCUGCUGAGAAAAGCUCUUAGUAUCCUGUUUAUAACUCCCUCCUGAAUUAAAAAGAGGGAAAUAGAAAUGAAAAUUAGGAUUACCACACCCUUAAAGAGUAUAAAAUUGUACCUCUGAUUUAUAUUGUAAGUGCUACAUGAAAAUGGUAACACAGAGAAUCCUGCUACUUUGACAAUAUGUUUUAUUUGUGAAAUAAGUGGCAUUAGCUACUAUCUAUUAGCUAUUUCUUUCUUUGAGAAAGAAAGUCAGUUUAAUUCCAUAUAUUAUUGUCAACCGCUUUGUGUAUAGAAAGGCAGAAGCAGGAAGAAUUUUCUGGUUUUUCCCUCAUGCAGGAAAUGACUAAUGAUUAAAAUAAAGUGGCCUCUGGCUUGCCUGAAAGCUAUUAAUAUUUAUUAUACUACUAAUCCAGUCAAUAAUUAAAAUCCUCUGGGUGAACUAAGAGUUAGUAAAAACAUUUUUAUAUUUUAUGUAUAUUAAAUACACAGUAAAUAGCAUCACAGACAUCUUAAAGCCUGCAUUCAUUUUUAUGAAUAUGGAUUGGUCUUGCAAUGCUGAACAAAACAGUCAAUACUCAAAUGAUUUCCUUUACUAGAACAUCUUCUAGAGAUAAUGGUGAAUGAAAGGGCUAAGGGAAGAGCUUUGAACAAUCACAUUUGAUUUUUGGGGGGGGGUAUUUUCCUAGAACAGUGGUUCUCAAACAUUUUGGUCUUAGUGUUAGCAUUAAAUGGAAUUUUAGACUUCAUUAUUCGCCUUUUAAUAAAGAUGAUAUUAGCAUUUUAGCAUGGCAUCCAAAUUCCUUUUUGAAGUUCAGGAAAACAUGUUUUCCUUUUAACUGAAGUUAUUUCUUUUUCAGCAACUAAACAAUAGGGAGCAUAAUUUGGAGAUCUUUGAAUACAGCCACUUCUCAACUUACAACUGUAAGGAAUAAGAUUAAGUCACUAUAGUUGUAAGUCAUCAUGACUGGAAGUAAUUUUCCUGUAACCAGGAUCUAGAGCAGGGAUGGCGAUUCUUUUAGGCACUGAGUGCCCAAACGCUCAUGGGUACAUGAGGAACAUGUUGGACAUUAAGUAAACAUUGCAAUUGGUAAACAAACAUGCUGGUUUCAUCUAAAUGGGCAUAUUUUGCAGGAAACUGACAAAAAAACCACCACAAAUUGUGUUCACAUGACCAUGCCACAAACAGUCAUAAAACUGACCCGUCUGACAUGCACUCAUCAAACAUUAAGUGAGACUUAACUGUGUAUACAUGUAACUAUAUUAAGAAACAUACUAAUUGGACUGGAAGAGGGUGACAAAACCUAUUAAUUUGCUAUUUGAGGAAUAUUUUAUAGGAUCACAGUUUUUUAUUGUUUAAUUCUGAGGUUUAAUAAAUAUCUUACUAUUUGAUUUGUUGCUUUCUGGCACAUUUUAUACCCCAUAAAAAGGUUUGAUAACCCCUCCCCCAUAGAUGUUUGUUUGUUUGUUUGUUGUUUUUGCCUGAAUUAUUUGGUCAUUUGUAUUUUCAUAAGAGACUUUUGAGAACUACUGGGGAUAAACAUGAGAUUGGGAAAUUGAGUAUCUUGCGGAACAGAGCAAUGGCAUCGCACGUCAGGACCGCGGAUAUAUUUGCCUGCAAUCAAUAGGCAGGGAUGUUUCCUAUAGGCUUCAUCUGACUUGUGGGGAAUCAUUUUUGCUAUCCAUCAUAACGUUUUCUGGGAUAUUUUAUAUGUAUCUUACAAGUUUUAUUUGAAAAAAAUGUUUUGUGCAAUUCCGAAACUUGGCUUUACAGUAUUAGCAACUAAACACGAAAAGGGAUAUUCGUGGCUCCCUCUGCUGACAGAUAAACGGCAGUGGGCGUGUCCCACAAAGCCGGAAGGGAAAAGUAUUACUUUCUUCUAUGGCGGAGGUGAGGAACGGUAGGGCCCUUUUACGACUUGUGGACUUCAACUCCCAGAAUUCCUGAGCCAGCAUGGAACUCACCCGUUCUAUGGCAUCGGUACCUUAGCAACCGACCCGGAAGUAGAUCUGUGGCUAUGUCCCUUCACUAAUUUUAGUCUCUUUGUCACCUUGGUGACCGCUACGCCCGGCCAAUGAUGCUUCGCGCUCUUGGCUUUCCGCCUUCUCCUUUUCGCUGGCCGCGAGCCCAAACACUCCGAUGUCGCCUCAGUAUCACAGCCCGGGAAAGAAGGGGUUUCGCCAGCCGCGCCACCAUGCCAGUGCCUCUAUCCUAUGCCAUUUUUGAUGGACCCUCAUCAGAACCUCCACUUGUUUUCCUGCACGGGCUGUUUGGAAGCAAAUCCAAUUUUUCAUCCCUUGCAAAAAAGCUAGUGCUCCAAACUGGUCGAAAGGCUCUAACAGUAGAUGCCCGCAACCAUGGGGAUAGUUCCCACAGCCCCAUCAUGACCUAUGAAGCAAUGAGUGCUGACAUCCAUCUCUUUCUGAACCAGCUGCAUCUCAGUAGGUGUGUGUUAAUUGGCCACAGCAUGGGCGGCAAGACAGCUAUGGUAUUCGCACUACAAUGGCCAGAACUGGUGGAGCGCUUAGUGUGUGUUGACAUCAGUCCUAGCCAAACAAAAGAUAUCAGUGGCUUUCAGAAUUUCAUUGCUGCUAUGAAAGCAGUGGAUAUCCCUAAAGGUAUUCCCCGUUCCACUGCACGCCGUAUGGCCGAAGAACAACUGCGCCCGACUAUUCAGGAGCCAACCAUCCUCUAUUUUCUACUUACCAACCUAGUGAAUGCUGAGGACCAAUUUGUAUGGCGUGUGAAUCUGGAGGCCAUUUCACAGCAUCUGAAUGACCUCAUGAGUUUUCCUGACUCCCAGACAUCUUAUCUAGGGCCUGCUCUCUUUCUUGGGGGUUCCAAAUCUGGUUAUAUUAGUUCCAAUAAUUACCCUGAGAUCAAACGGCUGUUUCCUGAUGCUGAAGUCCAACAUAUUCCUGAUGCAGGGCACUGGGUUCAUGCAGAUCAACCCCAAGAAUUCAUCACUGCCAUUUGUGACUUCAUUGAACUCCAUCCACUCUAGGAUUUCUGAACAGAUCCACACAAACUACCCUAUCAAGGUUGGAAGUUUUCUCGUUGGACUUAGUGUUGUUAUGUGGCUCGUGGACUGAUUUCAAAAGCUCCAUGCAAGUGAUCCAUUCAGAGUUUUGGUCAAAUUGUCAGUCCCUUCCCUGGUGAUCUGCUGCUUGGAAGAGUUAGAAGUGGGAGUUAGAGAAUGAGAGAGAAGAGAGAUGUUAGAAAAAAGGAGCGUCAGAAAGCAAAACUGAGGAGUCUUAUUCACUUUCAUCUCCGGCUCAACCAGAACGUUUGCUCCAGUUAUGCCAGUCAUUCAAUGCAGACUCCAAGAACGUAGCCCUAAUGGAAUAUGCUCUCAGGUUUCCCACUUCUGACCUCAAUGAGCAGAUAGAUAUUCAGACACUCGGAAUCUUACCCAUUUAUUCAACUAGAUAGCAUACGAUAAAUAAGAUAAUUUACUUGUGGUUAACAGGGAACUCUGGUCUAUGUAUAUAUAUAUGUUUAUUUAUUUAAUAACCUUACAAAAAAAUAUAUUGGUAAGCAUCAUGUUGACAAUUCAUUGUUGAGAUGAGAAAUAGAUUUCACCUCCAGUGUUUCUUAAUUGUUCAGCCAGCCCCCAAUCUAUAAUUCUUGAUGACACCAGACCUAUAAUCCAGGACACAAUGCUUCCUUAGACAAUUUACAUAGUAAAAAAUGAGCAGCUGUUUUUGAACCAAGAAACCCAAAUGGGGCUAACUUGCAGACUUAAUGCAAAAUCCAGGAUCUAUGACUCCCAUGGAAUUGAAACAUGGUAAAUUUUAUAAAACAAAUUAUGAUUAAAAUUAUAUAGGUCAGCAAUGGGAAACCUUUUUUGGCUUACGUGCCAUAAGUGGGGGGAGCGCAGGGGGGGUUGUGUGCAGGCGU